This is a messenger RNA of Jatropha curcas, 2941 nucleotides long. Its product is annotated as putative DNA (cytosine-5)-methyltransferase CMT1. Lineage: Eukaryota; Viridiplantae; Streptophyta; Magnoliopsida; Malpighiales; Euphorbiaceae. Gene Ontology annotation, biological process: negative regulation of gene expression via chromosomal CpG island methylation. Gene Ontology annotation, molecular function: chromatin binding; DNA (cytosine-5-)-methyltransferase activity; DNA binding. The record is from RefSeq and is a predicted model, not a curated record. Gene Ontology annotation, cellular component: nucleus.
CAUUCCGAAAUUCAAAUUUACUUUUUAUUUUUAACCGUUACGCAAGUGUCUUCCGUCUUUCCACUCUCUGGGAUAGGAGGGGGAAAAACAAAACUUCUUUCUUUUAACUGAGAAAUGGGCAGACCCAGCAAACGGGAGACCCGUGAGCUAGAAGACGACCCUAUUUCCACGGCAGGAGGGGAUCCCAUUACUCUCUUGUCGUCAAGAGCUAAAAAGACCAAAAAAGCACGGGUAAAUUCUGAGUUGUCGCUCGUCGGAAAACCCAUUCCGGCCGCUGAAGCACGUAAAAAUUGGCCGCUCCGCUACCAGUCCCAGAAUAAAGUGAAAGGGUCUGUCACUGGGACUGCUGAUGGGGAAUCAAGAGAAGCGGAGGAUUUAUUGCAAGCAAAAUACCACUAUAAACAAGCAACAGUGGAUGGUAUUCUAUAUAAUCUUGGAGAAGAUGCCUACGUCAAAGCUGACGAUGGCAGUCCCAAUUACAUUGCUAGAAUUGUGGAGUUGUUUGAAGCUGUUAAUGGAGAGCCAUAUUUUACUGCUCAGUGGUUUUAUAGAACUGAAGACACUGUUAUCAAGGACCAUGUACAACCUGCAGAAAGCAGACGGGUGUUUCUUUCAGAGAUUAAAGAUGACAACCCAUUAAAUUGCAUUGUCUCAAAAAUCAAAAUUGCUCUAGUCUCACCAAAUAUGGAUUUAGCAGCAAAGGAAAGAGAACUUCCACCUUGCGACCUGUAUUAUGAUAUGAAAUACACAUUGCCCUUUUUAACUUUUCAAACAGUGAAGACCGAUGAUGCUAGAAGAGAUAGUGGUUCAUCAUCAACUAUAUCAAGUGAGAGCGAUUCAAACAACAGUGUUAAUGAUGUUAAUGCUGCCAGUGAAAAAACUUCAAAGGUUCAUGGGUCUGAGAAGUCAGAGAUGCAUUUGUUGGACCUGUACUCAGGUUGUGGUGCUAUGUCAACUGGCCUUUUCAUGGGUGCUUCAUUGUCUGGUGUGAAACUAAUGACUAAAUGGGCUGUUGACAUAAAUCCUAAUGCAUGCAAAAGUUUGAAAAUGAACCACCCUGAAACUGAGGUGAGGAAUGAGGCAGCAGAAGACUUUUUGUCUCUAUUAAAAGAAUGGGAAAAGUUAUGUAGGAAAUUUUCAUCAUUUGGUUCUGAGGGACCUGCUGAGCAGAGUUCUAAUUCUGUAAGCAAUGAAGAAGAUGAAGAAGACGAAGAGGACCGAGAUAACGAUGGUGAUGAUGACUCUGAAGUUCCUUCUGGAGAAUUUGAAGUGCAUAAGCUAUUAGCAGUUUGUUUUGGUGAUCCUAACAAAGUCAGGAAACGAGGGUUAUAUUUUAAGGUGCGUUGGAAGGGUUAUGGUCCGAGUGAGGAUACUUGGGAGCCUAUUGAGGGCUUGAGUAAAUGCAAAGACAAAUUGAAGGAGUUUGUGACAAAAGGUUAUCAGUCAAACAUCUUGCCUCUUCCUGGUGAUGCUGAUUUCAUAUGUGGAGGCCCCCCAUGUCAGGGGAUCAGUGGCUUUAACCGGUUUAGAAAUUCAAAUGCUCCCUUGGAUGAUCCCAAGAACCAUCAACUGGUGGUGUACAUGGAUAUUGUUGAGUAUUUAAAGCCUAAGUAUGUCCUCAUGGAAAAUGUUGUAGAUAUUUUAAGGUUUGCUGGUGGCUUCCUGGGGCGUUAUGCCCUUGGUCGUCUUAUUAAUAUGAACUAUCAAGCUCGACUAGGAAUAAUGGCUGCAGGAUCAUAUGGUCUGCCACAAUUUCGAAUGCGGGUCUUCUUGUGGGGUUCUCAUCCAUUGGAGAGCUUGCCCCAGUAUCCAUUACCGACACAUGAAGUUGUUGCAAAAGGAGGCAUUCCAAAUGAAUUUGAGGAAAUUGCUGUUGCCUAUGACAAAAACCAUCCUUGUAAAUUGGAAAAGGCUCUUUAUCUAGCAGAUGCAAUAUCGGAUCUUCCGCAAGUGACAAAUGAUGAGAGUCAAGAUGAAAGAAAGUAUGGGACAACUGCACGAACAGAGUUUCAAAGAUACAUCAGAUUGAAAAGAAAUGACCUAGUAGGUUAUACAACUGCUGCUGCUCAAAAUGUAUCAUGUCCUCGGAAGUUGUAUGAUCAUCGACCUUUAAAUUUGAACAUUGAUGAUUAUCAACGAGUGUGCCGCAUUCCAAAGAAGAAGGGUGCAAAUUUCAGGGAUCUACCCGGUGUCUUGGUUGGUUCAGAUAACAAGGUGGAAUGGGACCCAUCAAUAGAAAGAGUAAUGCUUCCAUCCGGCAAGCCCUUGGUUCCUGAUUAUGCAAUGUCAUUUGUUCGUGGGACUUCUCAAAAGCCUUUUGGUCGUUUGUGGUGGGAUGAAGUUGUUGCCACUGUUGUGACAAGGGCAGAACCUCACAAUCAGGUGGUUCUUCAUCCUGUGCAAGAUCGAGUACUCACAAUUCGUGAAAAUGCAAGAUUACAAGGUUUCCCCGACUGCUAUCAGUUAUAUGGACCUGUGAAGGAGAGGUCAGCGUUUCUUGUAUACAUAGGCUCAUCCUCAAGUUUGUUUGGUACAUACAAGUUGGCAAUGCUGUUGCUGUUCCAGUUGCUAUUGCACUGGGAUACAGUUUUGGAUUUGCAUGCAAAGGAUUUUCUGAUAACAAGCCUCUGAUUACCCUAACCUUUAAGUUCCCAAAUUGCCUUCAACGAUCAUCUUCGAUGCAAAUGGAAGAUGAUUCUGAUUGAUUGGUGGAAAUAAUAAUUUAUAUUUAAAAAAAAAAUACAUUAUUUGCAGCAAUUCAACAACUAGAUACUGAAAAGAGCAACAUUUCUAUAUUAUAGGAGUUGUAGGGAAGCUAUGUAUUGAACAACAUGAUGUCUUAUUCAACUGUUAAAAGACAAUUUUCAUCUUAUUUUUGCUACCAUUUCAGUUUAUUAUUUCUGUAAUUCAUUAAGUAUCAAUUUUUAAAGAUGUUUAGAUA